Molecule: messenger RNA, 486 nt
Organism: Camelina sativa (false flax)
Lineage: Eukaryota; Viridiplantae; Streptophyta; Magnoliopsida; Brassicales; Brassicaceae
Source: RefSeq, a predicted model, not a curated record
UCGAAACUAUCCUGCAACUUGUGUACAGAUUAUUUAACAAGAAACAAACCAUUUUCCUUCAGAUCUUUUCUUUUUAAUCAGAUGAACUCCAAGCGAGGAUUGUAAAGAAACUUAAAAACAUUUGGUGUUUUGAAUUUUUUUGGAUGGAAACGGGAUCGUCUAACCCGAUGAUGGGGAGGUUUACUACGUCCUGGAAGCUUUUGGCAAUAAGCUUGUCGGUACUAGCCGUGCUAUCGCCUCUCUACAUUGAUAGCUUAUCAGAGGAAGAUCUAGAAGAGGAAGAAGAACUCUUCAGCUUUAUGUUUUGCCUCUCUGUGCUUCUCUUCUUGUUUAUUUUGGCCGUAGCCUCGUCCCUGUAUUAUGACCCGAGCUUGACCAGGUUUGAUCCUUACUGGAUUCACAGGCUAUGUGGUUCGUUUGGUGGGUUGCUUGUCAUUCUCAUCCUUCUUGUUUUCGUCUUGAUGUGCAAAGCAUCUGCUUAGAGAA